GGAAUAGGUCUUGUGUUUAGCUGACAUUGCAACUGGACCCUGAUUUCUUUCUGAACUGCUGUCACACUCCAUAGACAGCCACUGAUUCUCUGGCUGAGCUUGGCAGGGCGUUUCUUGUCUGUGUCUUCACCUUCCUAUCUGUACACAGGGCUAGCGUGCGAUUCAGAUUGUUGCUAUGAGGAUUGAGAAUACAUGCGUGGGCUGACCCAUGAGGCUCAGCUAAUAUUUGUACAAUGAAAGAUGACAGGCCACAAGACCUCAGACUGGAUAGAACAAGAGCAGGGAUUUUGUAAAACUUGUGGCGAGGGUUGAAGCCCUAUUUUGCAUUUCACAACUCAAAUUUUAUCCCCGAAAGUUUGCCUGUGGCUUACCUUCUUUUUUUCUUCUCUUUCUCCACCUUCCCCUACUUUUUUUCUCCUUUUCCCCUCCCCACUCUUACUAAGUUUGCAAAUCCCUGUUUCCAGCUGUACAGACAUUAUGUUUGAGAACUGAGAUUUCCGCUAGGGACCAAACUUAUCAAGUAGCCAGAAUGUUACAGCGGUUGAAUACUUGACUGUUUCUCUUUUAGCACAUUCUUCGUUCUCUUCCAGAAAGUGUACUUCUAUGAUGGCCUCCAGGAAGCUGCAUGUACCACAGUCGUGCCAUCUGAUGUUCCUACAACUGUAGCUCUCUUUGACAUGCUGUAGCUAACGCUGUCAAGACGGAUGAGAAGCCAGAGCAGCAGACCCUCAACUCAGCUCAGUCUUUCACAAAGUAUCCCUUUGUGUCUUCUCACAGCGGCUUCAUUUCUGACGAGCUGUUCUUUUUGGCUAACAGCAUUUUCACUUGCGCAGCACUCUCUUUUAAGCUUGUCAACUGCAAGGAUUACAUUGUUUUGAGGUCUUUCUAAAUCCAGAAGAUUGAGUGGUCGUGUUUGCACGAGGCGGUGUUUUUAGAACCUAAAGUUUGAAGGACGUUGACUGUGAAAGAUCAAGGUGUGCUGGUCUCCAAAGUGGAAAGUCGCCGCUAUUUUCUGCCAUAGCCCUCUGGCAUUUGGAAUUUCCCGAAUCCUUGUCUCAGGGAUUGAUUGCUGCUGUACUGGGACCCACGUUUCAAGAUUUGGCAAGAAAUGUGAACCAAAAUAUGAGCAGCCUUUCUGAAAUAUUUGUGGGUCGUGCUUUGGGAUAUUUGGGUGGCUGUGCCAUAGGUGGGGUUCUUUUCGACCGUAUGAAUCACUUUUUACUUUUAGGGCUGUCGAUGUUGGCUAGCUCAAUUGCUCAGUAUCUCAUUCCUCUUUGCAAGACAGCAGCAUUACUGAUUGUCAUGAUGUCUGUCACUGGUGUUGGACUGGGUGUUCUGGAUACAGGUGGGAACGUCCUUAUCUUGGCUCUAUGGGGGGACAAAGGAGCCCCACAUAUGCAGGCCUUACACUUCAGUUUUGCCUUGGGUGCUUUUUUGACUCCUAUUCUGGCAAAACUGGCGUUGGGGACAACAGCAUCACCUGAAAACCACACAGAGCCUGACCUUCACCCUGCAGCCCUCAACCGAUCUCCUGAAGCCGACCCAGGCCUUCUGUUUGCAGCGCCUGAUGACUUGAACUUACUGUGGGCUUAUGCUGCUAUCGGCACUUACACCUUUGUAGUUUCUGUCUUCCUGUUUGCUCUGUUUUUCAUGAAAAGCACAAAGCACAAAAAAUCAACAGCCUCUGCUCAGGAAUCUCGAAGAGCUAAACAUCACAGGGCCCUGCUCUGCCUCCUUUUCCUCUUCUUCUUUUUUUACGUUGGAGCUGAGGUAACCUACAGCUCUUAUGUUUUCUCAUUUGCAACCAUCCACGUUGGCAUGGAGGAGAGCGAGGCGGCUGGCUUGAACUCCGCCUUCUGGGGGACCUUUGCAGCCUGCAGGGGCCUGGCAAUCUUGUUUGCCACAUGUUUACGGCCUGGAACCAUGAUUGUGCUGAGCAACACUGGAAGCCUGGUGUCAUGUUUAUUCCUGGUGCUUUUCGACAAGAGCCCACUCUGUCUGUGGAUAGCGAGCUCAGUGUAUGGGGCCUCGAUGGCCGCCACCUUUCCCAGCGGUAUUUCUUGGAUUGAGCAGUACACGAGCAUAAGUGGGAAGUCUGCGGCAUUUAUUCUAGUUGGUGCUUCCCUAGGGUUGAUGGCUACUCCUGCAGGGACAGGAAUUCUUCAAGGACUAUUUCCAGAGUUUCCAGUAGUUCUGUACAUGUGUUUGGGGUCAACAAUUCUCAUUAUAGUUUUAUUUGCUGUGAUGUAUAAAUUAGCCACCUUUUCUGUCUACAGCAGGGAAAAGAAAACAUCAAGCAUGAGAUCCAGAAAGCUUUGCCUCUAGUUCAGGACUAGGAGGAAGAAAGUGAAGCAAGGAUGUGAAAAACACAAUGAGAUGGCUUUGGAAGUAAUUAAAUGCGUCAUACAAUGGCGCUUCUAUAAUGUGCAAACGUCUAGAAACAGUUUAAUGGCAGCCACACCUGAAGUCUCUGAUUAAUUCCUCUCAACUACAAAAAUGUUUGAGUCUUCUCCAUCUAAUGUUGGAAUUGUCCUUUGAAGUACUUUGUCAGAAAUCAGGACAAAAGGAACUUAGGGAAGAUGGAUUACUUACUGAUUUUCUUGAAUAGCCACUUCCAAAGAGGCCAGAGAGAGCACAGCAUUAUCAGAUCUUCUGCAUGUUUUGUAGAUCCAAGUUUCUGAAUCUUUCUCUAGUAAGUGCUAAAAAGCUUUGAAGUGCUUGUCACUCCCACAGACUCUCACAAACCACCAAAUGGUCAUAGUGUAGGAUCUUGCAUGAGACCAGUGUUUGACAUGAGGCAGAUUACAUAAUAUUUUAAGACCUUUGUGUUUCAGCACAUACAGAGAAAUCGUUUGAGUCUGAUGCCUAACAGAGCAAAACCCAUGGAGAAGUAGAAUGGAUUUGCUAAGCAAAUUAUGAGACAUUCAUAAGCUGCCUAGAAAGUUGGAUUUAGUUUCAUAAAAGAACAUCCUUCCAAGUAGAUGUUUUAAAGAAUUGAUUUGCCCUACCUAUAGGAUUGGACUAAAGAAUGGUAAUGAUCAACUUGGUUUUUGAUGUCCAUGAAAAGAACACAGCAGCACCCCAAACACUGGGUUUCCAGUCAUGCCUCUGCCUUCUGGCUUUGUACCGAGGCACCUUAUGUAGACUUCAUUUACUUCAGCUCCUGGUCUGUGAUAUUAGACUAUGAUGAUUUCCAAAUUGAAAAUACAUGUUUUAUAGUCAUAUGAGCCAUCCCUAGAAAUCAGUGUCAUUGCCAGCCUGCUCCCCCUUUCAACUGAGAGGGAAAAACAGAAUAGCUUUAAGAAUAUGCUAUUAAUUAUGAAUAUGUGCCAAUUUAAUGUUCUUAGUGUUUAAUAUUUUAUUGGUAGUUUUAAGAGGAAUGUAUUUUAAUGUUGAAUUUGAUCACUGCAAUAUAUACAUGUUCCCUAGACUAUUUUGAAAUCAAGAUGUCUUACAAUAAAUGAUCAUAUAACAUUGUGACACUGAACUGAAACUUUUUGUAAACAUAAUUUUUUGCAAAUAUAAAACAAUGUUGUCUUUUACAGUAUCUUAGAAUCAGCAAAAUACCGUAAUGUAUUGAAUUAAUGAAGAGUAUACUUUUUUCUAAAAAAAAAGUUAUAUUGAUAUGCUAAUUUUCUCUGUACUUAUGUUCAGACGUGACUCACAAACACUGUGUUCUGAUUUUCAAUGCUUUCAUGGAAUCACUACAUAAAUAUUGAAGCUAUAAGGAGAAUUCCUCGAGGCCAAAGACUAUGUGAAAAGUUGGGACUGAGUCUUCCUGUUCAGGCUUUGAUCCUCACUGAUUUUGAGGAGCAGCACCAUAAGCACAGUGAACCAAGCAGAAUGUUAGGGUUACAAUAGGACACAGUCUUUUCCAGAGAUUACAAUGUGUGUGCCACUCAUCAUGAGAAGCUCUUUUUCUUCCUGAGUUUGAAAUACUCGGGAAACAAAGUAAAGAUGCGAAGGUGGGUUGAUGGCGUGGGAAACAGAGUCGACAAAUGACACUCCAUCUGAGCGUGGCACAUCUAGUGUGGCCAUUCUUUGAUAAAUGAUGAGAACUGACGAUAGAUUUUGUUUACUUCUUCCAAAGUUUUAUGCUGAAUAAUAUCUAAUUUAUACCUGAUUGUAUUAUGUUUAAGAAACCUAAUUUCUAUAAAUUUGCUUUUAAGAAAAAUGGCUUUGGCUUGUCCUAAGUUAAGUACAAAAUAUUUCUUGGCCACUGCCUAUUCUCCUUAUACUUCCAUUACGACCUUGGUUCAUGUCACCAGCUUUGAGUGGGCUGGUGGGGAAACUGAGGGCAAAAAGUCUGCUGCUCUUGUUGCACUGUACUCUUCCCUUAGCUUGGCUUGGGAAGUACCUCUGCUCCAUUUCUUGUCUUCCCUCAGGCCGUUGUCCACUGGGAGACUUGAUAUAAGAAGGAAUCUCCUAUCAGCAUCUGCUUUUAGAGGGUAGAGGAUGGAGCAGGAGAGAAUAAUGGUAAUAAGUCCACAGCACAACACUUGGAAAUUCACACUGGAAUUCACUAGGUUUCACAAUCCAAAAUGUGAAUGGCCAUUGUGUUAGCGAGCAUGGUUACUGUAACAAAUAGCUGAGAUCAUUCAGUUAUAAAGAGAAAAGGUUUAUUUUGGCUCAUAGUUUUGGAGGGUCUAGUCCACAAUUGCUUGGCUCCAGAGCUUUCAGGCCUAUGGCAUUACAGUGCAUCAUCCCAGCAGCACAAAGAAUAAAACCAUUUGCCACACAUGUGGCCCUUGAUUUCUUUUUAUUGCUGCUAAUAAUGUCACCAUCCUGCCCAAAAGUUCACACAUGCUCUGUAUCUGGUAAACCUACCAAGUUUUAAUGUCAUCCUGGUCUAUUCCUGCUUGUUUUUUGUCAAUGUUGCUAAAACCAGCCAGUAAAAUUCAUGCCACUGCCUGAAUGUUUUGCUGCCUUGAAACCUCCACCAAGUAAACUAAUUCGUCUUCUCAAAGCUCAAACUCCACAAAGUCUAAGGGAGCAGACACAGUGCUGCCACCUUUUCCUCCCUCGUGCAUCAAGGAUGUCCUUUAAGCCCAACUCCCAGCAUGGUCCUCAUUUCUAGCUGAAAUCUCAUCAGCUCUGCCUUUACUGUCCAUGAUUCCAUCCAUGUUCUGGUCUUUUGAACCCUCCCCAGGAUCACCCUGUAAGCUCUACUUACAACAUUCUAGGCUUUCUCUCCUUAAAAAUCCAGAUUCCUCCCCACUGUUAGCUAUAGGAACUGCAAAGGGUUGGGGAGGGAACUCAGUGAUCAGGAGCAUGCCUAGACAUAAUUUCUUGGUACAACUUUCCCGUAUUAAACAAUUUCCAUUACCUGACUAAUAUCUGAAAUUAUUUAUAAAAAAGAAAAGAUGUGUGUUUACAAUUUUGGUGGUUCCUGUCCAUGGUCAAUCCAAAAGUCUUUUUGCUUUUGGGCUUCUGAGAAGGCCACACAUGAUGGGAUGGCUGGGGAGUGCGUGGCAAAAGAAAGCCAUUCACCUCACACCAGGAAACAGAAGAGAAUGAGAAAGGGACAGAGUUUCUUCCAUUCUCUUCUAUCCCGAUUACAUAAGAGGCCUUGUGGUAGGUCUGGUUCUCACAGGUUCCACUACCUAGAAAUAGCACAACUCUGGGACCAAGCUUUUAACAUAUGCACUGAGGAGACAUAAAAAUUCAAACUAUAGCAGCUAUAUGUGAUCGUAGGCAUCAUGAAAGCUUGAAUGUGUAUUCCUAUGUUGGGAGAAAAAGAUUUAUUCUAAUCCUAAGACGUAAUAUUAAUCUAAAUGGUCAGUUUUUCAGUGUUUGUUGAUAUGCAAGUUACCCAAGUUUUCCAUCACAGAGUAAUAAAUAACCACAAAUUUAGCAACUUAAAACAACAUACAUGUAUUUAUUUAUAUAUUUUUGCUGUACUGGUGAUUAACCCCAGGGCUCUCCAAACCAUUUCCAAAGGAUCCAAAACUAUUUUUUAAGUAUAUAUUAUUUUUUAAGUAGAAGCCAAGAAGAAAAAUUCUUUUUUAUUACCUUCAUUGCUACAUGAUCAACAGUUCACCGUUUAUACACCUUUGUACCACAUAACAAAGAGCUCAGGUGAUGUGUGGCACAUGUGUGUGAUCCUGGCUCGUUUAGGAGACUGAGAUAAGAGGAUCAAAAUUUCAAAGCUAUCAGAGCAACUUAGCAAGAUUCUGUCUCAAAAAAUAAAACUAAAUAAGAACCAAGCAGGAACAACAAAAUAAAAUAAAAAUUUGUAUGAGUAAAAUAUUGAUGUAAAU
Cavia porcellus (domestic guinea pig) is the source of this 6260-nucleotide messenger RNA. RefSeq names its product sodium-dependent glucose transporter 1-like. NCBI's taxonomy places the organism in Eukaryota, Metazoa, Chordata, Mammalia, Rodentia, Caviidae. The transcript has 4 exons. The record is from RefSeq and is a predicted model, not a curated record. Bases 1123 to 2325 code for a protein of 400 amino acids.